Messenger RNA from Penicillium coprophilum, 390 nucleotides. RefSeq lists its product as uncharacterized. NCBI's taxonomy places the organism in Eukaryota, Fungi, Ascomycota, Eurotiomycetes, Eurotiales, Aspergillaceae. The record is from RefSeq and is a predicted model, not a curated record. The transcript has a single exon. Bases 1 to 390 code for a protein of 129 amino acids.
AUGGAAUUUGAUCCGUUCGAAUUAGAAGAAGCUAUGAAGCAGCUUAAAAAGGAAUACCCCAAUCCACGCCUUAAUCAAGUGGAGCUCAACGCGCAUUAUGAGGAUGCGGAAAUGAGUGGCAAUCGGCAGAGGAUCGGUCAUUAUCAUGGGUUGCUUCGUGCCAACAAAAGGGAGAUCGGUGCUCUCUGGAACAAACCAGAUGAUUUCCGCAAGGUAUUCGAGUUGAUGGCUGAAGACAUGCGCCAGACUCGUGACGAGGCUUUGUAUGCGCACCCAGCUCCAGCUAGGGAUACGGGAACUGAAUCGCAAUCUGGAUCUCGACCCGAGUCUCAACGUAAGCCACUGGAUAUCGCUGAAGGAGUCCGCAUGCUAAAAAGGCGCGCGGGCUGA